UAUGUGAACAAAGAUCUAUUGCGACACGAUUUUUUGUUUCAAAAUGUCGAUCACGGAAAAGAACAAAGUUUACGAGAAAGUGCCAGUUAAUGAUGUGAUAAGUGAAAGUGAAGGAACCCAUGUACCCUCUUACGGCUAUGGAAUCCGUCAUGUCCAAGCCGUAAUUCUCUUUUUCUGCAUGUUGGUUGGUUAUAUGGCUAGAACCCACCUAGGAGUCACCAUAGUAGCGAUGACCAGUGCCAUUGCUCAUGAAAAAUCUACAUUAAAUAUGACAGUCAUGGAAGCAAAUGGAACAGGACUUAAUAUAACUGAUGCUUUUGAUUUUAAUACCACUAACGGUGGUAAUGAAAUAAAUGUUUUUAACAGUAGUAAAGAAGGCAGUAUAUGGGAUGUUUAUCGGACGUACGACUGGUCAAAACCUAUACAUGAUUUGAUCUUAGGUGCUUUCUUCGUUGGGUAUUGCAUCGCCAUGUUUCCCACCGGCAUGAUCUGUCAACGUUUUGGCGGGAAGCUGCCACUUCAGAUAAGUCUGCUGAUAAACGGAAUCGUAACUUUAGCGACUCCGUCCGUUGCUGUUUGGGGUGGCUGGAAGGCCGUGUAUUGUUGUCGAGUCCUCCAAGGGUUAAGCCAAGCUGGUCUAUACCCAAGUGCUCACUGCCUUCUAGCCAAAUGGGUCCCUGUCAGUGAAAAGGCCACUAUUAGCAGUUUUGUAUACACUGGAACCCUAAUAGGCACAGUGAUUGCCUUUCAAAUAGCAGGGUUACUGGCCAGUACUGCAGCCGGGUGGCCGAGUACCUUCUGGAUCAUAGGCGCCUUGUGUAUAGCGACUUGUCUAAUGUUAACCAUCUUUGGAGCUGCCAGCCCUGAUCUUCACAAGACCAUCAGCGAGGAUGAGAAAAACUACAUUUUAGGCAAGAUUGAUGAUGGCGUAAAGAAAAAGGCUGCCAAGGCACCCUGGAAACGUAUCUUCACAUCGAUACCCGUCUGGUCUAUAUUCGUUACUCACACUUCGGCCGGGAUUUGUUUCGUCUUUCUUUUUACUCAAAUACCAUCAUACAUGCAUUACAUACUCGGCUUUAACGUCAAGGAUAGUGGACUUCUAUCCUCACUGCCCUAUAUAGCGAGUUCUAUCGCCAAUAUUGGCUUCGGAGUCUUCUCCGACGUCUGCAUCAACAGGGGCUAUCUCUCAACUAAAAAUGCGCGUAAGGUGUGCAACAGUCUUGCGCAAUGGGGUCCAGCAGUGUGCCUGGUAUCAGUUUCUUUCACACACAACAGUGGACUAGCGGUGAUACUGUUAAUUAUGGCAGUAGGACUGUUUGCAGGCAUUCACUCUGGAUGGAUGGUUAACUACAUAGACCUGUCACCUAACUUCAGCGCUUCUUUGAUAGCCACUGGCAAUACCUUUUCAACAAUAGGCAUCACUUUUCUGCCCGUUCUUGUAUCUAACGUGGUCAUCGAUGUGUAUGAUCCGCAUCAGUGGCGCAUUGUCCUGUUCGUCAUGGCUACUAUUAUAUCCGUCUGCAAUGCAGUUUUUGUCCUCUUCAUGUCUGCAGAUAAGCAACCUUGGGACCAGAGCAAUGAUGAAGAAAACGUUGAAGCCGAAAAAUCUAUCGAGAUAACGUCAAUGGAAGAAAAACUGAAACCAAAUGGAAUAGGCCGGCUAGCAGGCAGGAUUAACUGUCAUACAAUUAAUUUUAUUAUUUGGAUAUUAGUAUUAAUUACUGACACAAUGAAGGAAAGUGAACGGGAAAGUGAAUAUCAAAAAGUGCCGACCAGAGAACUUAUUAAGGAUAUUAUUCCAGAGAUACCUCUGUCUUAUGGGUAUGGAAUUCGACAUUUACAAGUUGCACUCUUACUGUUCAGUUUGACAGUAGCAUAUUCGGCACGCGCACAUAUAGGUCUAACUGUUGUUGCAAUGUCUAAAACACCACGAAAUGCCAAUACCAUUAGUAAUUCUAGUGGUUUCAUAAAUGAAAGCAUUUACAAUAAUACAGUUGAUGUCAGUGACAUGAAAGAAGAAAACAAUAAUGGAACAAACUCAUUGAAAUCUGAAAUAAAUGGAACUGUUUCAAAACCAAGCAAGGAGAAUGAAACAUCUGAAAGUAUUUGGAAUGUUUAUAUGACUUAUGAGUGGCCAAAAUCAAUCCAAGAGUUGAUUUUAGACUCAUUUUUCUUAGGUUACUUUCUGAUGAUGUUUCCUAUGGGAAUGGUUGCCCAACGUUUUGGAGGGAAGAUACCUCUGCAAGUAUGCAUGCUAGUUAACGGAGUAGUUUCCCUUAUCACUCCCUCAGUGGCUGCAUGGGGAGGAUGGAAAGCAGUAUGCUGCUGCCGGGUGAUACAAGGACUAAGUCAAGCAGGAGUGUACCCUAGCAUCCAGACUGUACUGUCUAAAUGGGCGCCAGCAACUGAACGAGGCAGAUUUGCCAGCUAUAUAUAUUCAGGUUCGACAAUAGGCACAGUUAUAGCAUUCCAAUCAAGUGGAGCAUUGUCAUCUAGCAAGGCGGGAUGGCCUGCUACAUUUUGGUUGUUUGGAUCCGUGUGUAUUGCGGCCUUUAUUCUCCUGACUAUGUUUGCUGCUAGUUCCCCAACCGAACACAAAAAAAUAAGUGAUGAAGAGAAAACCUUCAUUUUAGGAAGAAUUGAUGAUGGUGUAAAAAAGAGGAUGAAAACUCCAUGGAAACAAAUUCUAACUUCAAAGCACGUAUGGGGAGCAUGUGCAGCACACGUAGCUUCUGGAGUUUGUUUCGUAUUUUUCAUCACUCAAACACCUACUUACAUGUUCUACAUACUCGGUUUUAACAUUAAAAACAGCGGCAUUUUGUCCUCCUUGCCCUAUAUCGCAAGUAUUAUGUUAUCUGCAGUCUACGGGGUUGUGUCCGACUAUUGUACCAACAGAGGCAUCGUCACUUUAAAGACAGCAAGGAUCACAUCCAACAGUAUUGCACAAAUUGUACCAGCGCUUUGCCUUGUGGCAGUGUCGUUCACUGAAAACAGUACAUUCGCCGUUAUUUUGCUGGUUCUUGGAGUUGGACUGCUUGCUGGCGUCCACGUCGGUUGGAUGUUAAACUACAUAGACCUGUCUCCAAACUUCAGUGGGUCUCUAAUGGCACUUGGAAACACACUGACAGCAUUCACUUCUCUCUCGCAGCCAAUAUUAAUCUCGAACAUCGUUACUGACGUGAGGAACCGCUUUCAGUGGCGUAUCAUGAUGUGUCUUAUGGCAACUAUCAUCUUCAUUACUAAUGGAGUAUUUGAUUGGUUUAUAUCAACGGAAAUUCAGCCUUGGGACCAAAUUGUUUCCAAAGAAACCAGUGACACGGACAAAGAUAAUCAAUAAUAACUGAUAAAAACAGUUUAUAA
This is a messenger RNA of Cydia amplana, 3360 nucleotides long. RefSeq lists its product as uncharacterized. The transcript is spliced from 22 exons. Gene Ontology annotation, cellular component: membrane. Gene Ontology annotation, biological process: transmembrane transport; monoatomic anion transport. The record is from RefSeq and is a predicted model, not a curated record. Lineage: Eukaryota; Metazoa; Arthropoda; Insecta; Lepidoptera; Tortricidae. Bases 44 to 3337 code for a protein of 1097 amino acids. Gene Ontology annotation, molecular function: transmembrane transporter activity.